Messenger RNA from Lagopus muta (rock ptarmigan), 1758 nucleotides. It is a transcript of the gene TMEM186, whose product is annotated as transmembrane protein 186. Lineage: Eukaryota; Metazoa; Chordata; Aves; Galliformes; Phasianidae. The record is from RefSeq and is a predicted model, not a curated record. The transcript has 2 exons. Bases 97 to 771 code for a protein of 224 amino acids. Gene Ontology annotation, cellular component: mitochondrion.
CAUAGCGGCUGGGAGCGGCGGCACCGCGCGGUGCCCGCCGGGAAGGGGCGGUGUCGUGCCGGCGGCGGCGUGGCCGCGCUCACGGACGGCGGCGCCAUGGCGAUGGUGCGGCUGUGUUGCGUUAUGAGCGGCGGCCCGGCUCCGUCCUUGGGGAAAUUCCUGCGCUGGGAGUUGCGGAGGACGGCGUGGACGAAGGAAGCUGCCGGCCCGCCCCGCUCGCUCGGUACGUCUGUGUGUCUGCGAUCUCACUGUGCUCCUCCUGACGCGGCCCCGCAGAAGGCUGGAGAUGGGAAAAGCGAGGAGUUCGACGUGGUGUACCGGUUCCCGGGCAUCAAGUACUGCCGCGUGCUGUCCAGGCUGAAGCUGCUGCAGACCGCGACCACCCUGCUGGUGCUGCCGCCCGUCUGCUACCUGCACCUGCAGCAGCAGCUGCCCCAGGCCAUGCUGCUCUACACGGCCGGCAUCGCACUCUUUGCUGGAGUGAUGCUGUACGGGAUGAGCUAUUUUUUCAGACGAAUUAUCGGAUUGAUCUACUUAAGUCGAUCAGGAAGAACUGUCAAAGUGGCCCACCUGACGUUCUGGGGGAGGCGCAACGACAUUUGCUGUCCCCUGGAGAAGGUGAUGACUUUGGAUGAGGUCGGGGAUGCCAGAGGGGAGCUGCUGCUGCGGUUCAGGCGCUAUGACAGCACAGAGAUCUUGUAUUUCACGAUCAAAUACGGCCAGAUUGUGGACAGACAGAAGUUUCUGCAAAUAUUUGGAGAGCUGCAGUGAUGGGGCAGCAGAGCGCUGCUGAUGUUGCUUGUUGCGUUGUUACCUGUGUGGAUUCUUGCAUGAUGGCUGUCUGUGUACAGACAUCUGUGGAGGCAGCUCUUUGUAGGAACUUAUUUAAUAUGCUCUGAUGAUUGGGUGUGUGCUAGGUGUAAAAUGAAGAGCCUCGGAGAAGUCCAAUUAUAAAUAUUUUAUUUAAGAAUACUGAUUACACGAGACGUCAUUCCGUUAUGAAUUUGUGUACAAUUACUAGUUCCACCAUGAAGUGUACUUAAGUAUUGGUUUAAACAUUUAUUUGGCACUGUCCACGGUAUGCUGUAAACAAUAUUAACUUCAUGUGCUUCAGCUGCAGUGCUGUCUAUGUGUUCUCUAACGUGAUCUCGUCGGCACGUUGUACACAAUUUUACAGUUAGUGAGAGUCGGUAAAAAUUAUAAAAACAUCUACAGUGCUCAUCAUAAAAGAGAAGAUGUGCUAAGACUUCAACUUACUGGACCGUUGUUCUGUAAAAGCACGAGACUUGCUAGGAGGCUAAAACUACUGUACUGAUAUGUCAAACUACCUAAUUCCCAGAACGUGGUCAAAAGCAGUUCUCAGUUUGACUUUCAGUGAUGAAACUCUUAUGAGGACAGUGAUCACAGCAGCCCCCAGACCCUUCUCCAGAUUUCAACCACCUCUGUUCGAGAACCUGCUCAGGGUCUGACCGGCUGGUACCGGAAUUCUGGGUGCUGCAGGGAAGUUUAUAGAAAUCCCAUUAUUUUUAAGCUAAUGGAAGAGAGUUUUGUUGAGUUGUCCAAUACCAGAACUCAAUAAAGAAAAUGGGAGAACCACGAUUAAAACUUAGCAAGGUAAGAAACCUUUCACAGCUUGGCAGCAAUUUUAAGCACUUUUUUAAGCACAAUUUUAAGUAUAAAUCCUUUUCACUGCUCUGUCUUUACUGUAUAACUAAAGACUUGGGGCGACUGCAGAGUCAAAUGUGGUCCCUUUUUUUU